Zychaea mexicana is the source of this 774-nucleotide messenger RNA. RefSeq lists its product as uncharacterized. The coding region runs from base 1 to 774 and encodes 257 amino acids. The record is from RefSeq and is a predicted model, not a curated record. The transcript has 5 exons. NCBI's taxonomy places the organism in Eukaryota, Fungi, Mucoromycota, Mucoromycetes, Mucorales, Lichtheimiaceae.
AUGGGUGAAGUCCGCGCUUUGAACAAGGCAAUGGAGAAGGAGUAUCAGGAACGCCUUGCUCGUAUUGCCGAUAGGUACAACGCGCCUGUAGACGCUCUGAAGCACUUGAAACCACCAUUCAUUCGCAAAAAUACUGGCGGUUUUCUGGCUUCAACAUCUUUCAGAAACGCCCUUUUGAUUCUGAUGCAUGGUGAAGUCGAACUUAGCAGCCGGUCGUUCAUUGACGAUUUCCAACAUGAAAUGAUCACUUAUAACCGAGCGCAAAUAGCACACAAUGCCGUUGAUACGAAUGUUGCCUCUGUUCCAUCUUUCGCUACACCAAGUUCUUCUUCGACUACUACUGCCACUACCACUAUUAUUCCGUCUACCACCACCACCACUGCCACGAAUCACAGUGUGCCUGCGCCAUCUCUUGUUGCAGCUGCUGAUAGAUCUAUCUCCAAAAAAAAUCAGCAUCGGCAAGCCGUACAGCAAUUUUACGGCGUUCAUAUCGAUGACAAUGCCCAUAUGCCCUGGAAGGAUGAACGGAUGUAUGAGGAUAUUGUCAUGGAAGGAUGGCCGGAUAUUCCGCGCGAUCAUCCUUCUCGUUUGUCCGACAUGCGAAAUUUGAGCUUGCGGAUGUUUGAACAACAUUCGAUUCUUCAGUUGGAUAACUGGGCGCUCGACCCGUUAAUGCCAGUAUCUUUGGCCCACAGUUGCGAAGUAGCGACAGAUAACACCUUUCCAGAAGAGAUCUGUAUCCUGAACUGUGACCCAACGGUUCGACCGUUUUAA